UGUGUCAGAGGGACCCGGGUGGCGUCGGAACGGGGCUGCUGCUGCUGCUGCUGCUGGGAAGAAGGGAACCCCCCCCCCCCGCCCGCAACCACCAUCGCGAUCCCUGCUUUCUUCCAGCCACCCGCCGCCCUCAACCACCCCUCCAGCGGCCCCCAUGCUCCUCCAGGGCGGCGUCUGAUCCCCGGAUCCUUCCCGAGCCCUCGGCGCCCCCCCCCCCAGCCAUCCUCUUCCUCCCGGGACUCUCGGCCAAGGACACCUCAAUUCUUGGUUCAUUACAGAGUGGGAUGGAAAAUUCUUCCGUGGCUUCUGCCUCUUCUGAGGCAGGAAGCAACCGGUCACAAGAAAUUGAGGAGCUGGAAAGGUUCAUCGACAGCUACGUUUUGGAAUAUCAAGUCCAAGGCUUGUUGACUGAAAAAACUGAAGGGGAUGAGGAGAACGAGAAAACCCAGUCUAAUAUCUCGCAGUGGACCGUUGACUGUAACGAGGAAAUAGAAAGCAGCAUGUCCGGCUACAGAGGCAAGGGGUCAGCACCCUAUAAUCAAAACCAGAAUGGAAACAAAAACAGCUCCCUGGACAUGUUGGGAACGGAUAUCUGGGCAGCCAACACUCUUGAAUCUGUCAGUGGGGCCACCUGGGAUUUACAACCAGAGAAACUUGACUUCACACAGUUCCACAGAAAACUUCGCAACACUCCCAAGCAUCCUCUUCCACAGAUAGACAGAGAAGGAAUUGGCAAAGGAAAAGGUGAAGAAGGAGAUGGCAUCAACUUAAAUGACAUUGGAAAAGUUCUCCCAACCUGGCAGGGCUGCCAUCCAUUGCCACAUGAAGCAGAAAUUGCACACACCAAAAAGCUAUUCAGGAGGAGGCGGAACGACCGGAGGAAACAACGAGCCCCCGGGGGAAACAAGCCGCAGCAGCACUCAGAAAAUCAGCAAGGCACCACCACCAAGCACAACAAAGAACACCAGAAACCCUCACAAGGAGGCCAAGCGCCACACUCCUCGGGGCGAUGUGGCCACCACGGCUACAGCCAGAACCGGCGGUGGCAUCACAACCAGAAACAAUCUCCCAAUGACAAAGAGACACACCGAAACGCCAAAGAGACCGAGAAUCUGAAAAUAGAAGAUACCUCUGUCUGCACGGUGCACAUCCCUCUGGAGAUGCACCGCAACAACGACCCCACCGAGAGGCCGUCGCCGCAGUACCUCCACGAUGCCGAAAGCAAACGGAAGGACAACGUCCACGAACGGAAAAACGAGAGGCCCAAAGUUCACUUGCUGCAGUCUUCCAAGGACAGGCUACGCCGGAGGCUAAAAGAGAAGAUGCCUUGUCUUUCCCUUUUCACGGAUCAGGACGAAGUGGUGGUAGAGUCCACGGACCCACAAAGGAACAAAAUGGACAAAUUAAUUGAGAUUCUCAAUAGCAUGAGGAAUAACAAUAGCAGCGGGGUGGACUCCAAGCUCACCAACUUCAUGGAGGAAGCCCAGAAUUCCACCAACUCCGAGGAGAUGCUGGGGGAGAUCGUCAAGACCAUCUAUCAGAAGGCCGUGACCGACCGCAGCUUUGCGUGCACCGCGGCCAUGCUGUGCGACAAGAUGGCUCUCUUCAUGGUGGAUGGGACCAAGUUCCGGAGUCUUCUUCUCAACAUGCUUCAGAAAGAUUUCACGAUGCGAGAAGAGCUGCAGCAGAGGGAUGUGGAACGCUGGCUGGGCUUCAUCACCUUCCUCUGCGAAGUCUUUGGCACCAUGCGGAGCAGCACCGGGGAGCCCUUCCGGGUUCUUGUCUGCCCCAUUUACACCUGCCUCAGGGAGUUGUUACAAUCUCCGGAUAUAAAAGAAGACGCGGUCCUUUGCUGCUCAAUGGAGCUGCAAAGUGCUGGCCGGCUGCUGGAAGAACAGCUUCCCGAGCUGAUGACGGAACUGCUAGCCACCGCUCGCGACAAGAUGCUGUGUCCCUCGGAGUCCAUGCUGACCCGGUCCUUGCUCCUGGAGGUCAUUGAGCUGCACGCCAACAGUUGGAACCCCCUGACCCCCACCAUCACGCAGUAUUACAACAAGACAAUCCAGAAACUGACAGCUUGAAGGCAGCAGCUCAGGCGCAGCCCACUGCCCGGAGCAAGACACGCACUUUAAAAGAAACAACACAAAACACACAUUCAGAAUAUUCUAAAAGGACGCAGGAGCGAUCGAGUUACAGGGACUGGAGAAGGGACGGCGCGACCGUCCGGUGGUCCGAUUCCUAAAGAGACAGCCCGCAGCAUGUUUAAGAAUACGUUCAUUGGGGCGAAGCAUGUCUUUUUUUUUCCCCAGUCGCGUCCUCAGGUGCCGCCCCCUCCUCCUUUCUUCCCUCUCCUCCUCCCCGCUGUGGUUUUGUUGGAAAGUUUCCCUUUUAUGCAACCCGUGGCUCAUUGGCUCAACGUCCCACCAAGCUAUUGUUGGGGGCUCAAGAGGAACAUGGCCCGGUUGAAUAGCGACUUGGAGGGCAAGAACGGAUGGUCUCCGAGGCAUUGUAGCAGCUUGCGUUGGCCAACUGGCGGGAGGCAGGCCACAGCAGAUGUCUUUGGGGGAGCUGGGGGGGGGGGGGACAACAAAGACAGACCUGUUCCACCCCAGAUGCUGGUAACUGACAGCUUUUGUCAAGCCGAAAGGACGUCCCCUCUUCGUCCCUCCUGUCUUCAAAGGUUGGUCUCCUCCUUAGCUGUCCUCUGUGGCGCCCCACCCCGAAACCUCAUUCUAGAUUAGACAUUGAGAAGCGAUAAUAUUUUUUCUGCCGUUCCUUUUUCCUGGGGGGUUUGGGGGGAAGGUAUUUGCAUUUGCACUGAAUAUUAUUUCCCUUUGUGGGGGUUUUUUCCCAUUCUAUAAAUAUAUGUAUAUAUAUAUACUGUAUAUAUAUAUAUAUCUGUAUAUAUAUACAUGCACAUAUUCUUAUAUCAGUGCUUCCCAAACCCGGGUAAAUAACCCACCCGUUGGAUAAAAGUGGUUUUUCUUUUGGAUAAAGAUACACAACCCCAUUAACUCAAUCACAAAAGGGACACUGCAAUGGAUGGAAAGGGUGUUGUUGUUUUUAACCUACCUUGGGCUGAAAGGACUUCCGAUGCAUGGUUUUUGGG
Thamnophis elegans (Western terrestrial garter snake) is the source of this 3109-nucleotide messenger RNA. RefSeq names its product cap binding complex dependent translation initiation factor (gene CTIF). Gene Ontology annotation, biological process: regulation of translational initiation. Lineage: Eukaryota; Metazoa; Chordata; Lepidosauria; Squamata; Natricidae. The coding region runs from base 285 to 2081 and encodes 598 amino acids. Gene Ontology annotation, molecular function: translation activator activity; RNA binding; protein binding. Gene Ontology annotation, cellular component: cytosol. The record is from RefSeq and is a predicted model, not a curated record. The transcript has 12 exons.